UAUAUAGCCCAAUGCAAAGCCUACCAUUGGCUCCAACUCGUCUCUUUCUUUUCCUCCAGCACAAGAAAACACUCUUCAUUCCUUCUUCAGCUCGAUCUCACUCUCCGUUCUUCAUCUCGACUUCUUGUUCUUCGUUUGUGCGCAAUCAUCAAUCUCCAAGAGGACUUUAAGAGCUAGCUAUGAAGCUUGACACUAGCGGUCUCGAAUCACACGCGCCGCAUCUCUUCGGCGAGAGCAGUGGGUUUCUCGACGGCGUUUCGGGUCCUCCGGCGUUCGAGGUUCCUAUUACCAAUGAUUUUGAUGGAUUUCAGAAGGAAGCUAUCCAGAUGGUGAAGCCUGCCAAGGGGACAACCACGCUUGCAUUCAUCUUCAAGGAUGGAGUCAUGGUUGCUGCCGAUUCUCGAGCUUCAAUGGGAGGAUAUAUAUCGUCACAAUCUGUGAAGAAGAUUAUUGAAAUCAAUCCGUACAUGCUUGGUACAAUGGCGGGAGGAGCUGCUGACUGCCAGUUUUGGCACAGAAAUUUGGGGAUUAAGUGUCGGCUUCAUGAGUUAGCAAAUAAGCGCAGAAUUUCUGUUACUGGAGCAUCAAAGCUGUUGGCAAAUAUUUUGUACUCUUACCGCGGAAUGGGUCUCUCUGUUGGGACCAUGAUUGCUGGCUGGGACGAAACAGGUCCUGGACUGUAUUAUGUUGACAGUGAGGGAGGCCGUUUGAAAGGAAUGAGGUUUUCUGUUGGUUCGGGCUCGCCUUACGCUUAUGGUGUUCUGGAUAAUGGGUACCGGUAUGACAUGUCAGUCGAAGAAGCUGCUGAGUUGGCUAGAAGAGCUAUCUAUCAUGCAACAUUCCGCGAUGGGGCCAGCGGGGGAGUGGCAAGCGUCUAUCACGUGGGGCCAAACGGAUGGAAGAAGCUGUCCGGAGACGAUGUUGGGGAACUUCACUACCACUAUUACCCUGUAGUGGCAGGCUCUGUUGAACAAGAAAUGGUUGAAGUCUGAUGGAAAAUGGGAAUACCAAGUGUAGGAUUCCAUGGCCGAUGCUGGGUUUAUAUGUGAAACUGUUUGUUGUAUUAGGAUUUUUAAGUUGACUUCACAACCUUGUGAUCUUUAUUACAUUCAAUUGCGGAUUUCAUAUCAUUUGUUGGUGAUGUUAUUUCAUUUGAAUUAGACAGCUGAUCACAUUCGUGUC
Pyrus x bretschneideri (Chinese white pear) is the source of this 1182-nucleotide messenger RNA. Its product is annotated as proteasome subunit beta type-5. The coding region runs from base 180 to 992 and encodes 270 amino acids. NCBI's taxonomy places the organism in Eukaryota, Viridiplantae, Streptophyta, Magnoliopsida, Rosales, Rosaceae. The transcript has 8 exons. Gene Ontology annotation, cellular component: proteasome core complex. Gene Ontology annotation, molecular function: threonine-type endopeptidase activity. The record is from RefSeq and is a predicted model, not a curated record.